AUAACAGUUAUACCAGAAGCAGAAGAAUUGAGAAAUCAUACUUGAAAUCAUAAGUAACAUCAUCACAUCAAAAAGUUUUGUCUGAUAAAUUCAUAUUAUUGGAGAUUUGUUCGGACAAAGGUUUCUCCGGACUCCACAAUGAAUUACUUUCACCGCCCUGCUUCUGCUUCAAAAGCUCAAGCUCAAGCUUCGACUUCACAAUCUCUCCUCAAUUCCUCCAGAUCCCAUCCUCAACCAAAUAUGCAGAACCAUCGGCAACAAGAGGAGUCAUCUACAGCGGCAGUGGCUUCUCCAUCCGAAUCUAAGAAGCCAAGGAAGAAGAAGGUUCUGUUGAUGGGAAAAUCAGGUUCCGGGAAGAGUUCCAUGAGAAGCAUUAUCUUUUCGAACUAUGUCGCAAAGGAUACAAGACGAUUGGGUGCAACAAUUGAUGUCGAUCUUAGCCAUGUCAAGUUUCUGGGAAAUUUAACACUGAAUCUGUGGGAUUGUGGAGGGUAAGUUCUUAUCAUCUCAUGUUUUUGAGCUUCUAAUAAACAGAGAGGCCGGACAGCUUCCUCCGCGAGUUGCAUUGGAACCUUGGUAGAUCCUGCAAGAUAUUAUAUUACCUUAGCCUUGUAAUGCUGCUCGCAAAUUACCGACAUCUGACUCCUUGUCGGCAUAUUUUUUGCUGCGAUUUAAUUUUAGGCUCAAUAUGGCUAACAAAAAAGCUAGGCAGGAUGCAUUCAUGGAAAACUACCUCUCCCAGCAACGUCAACAUGUCUUCUCAAGCGUCGGUGUACUCAUAUACGUUUUCGAUAUUGAAUCUCGAGACUUUGACCGCGACCUUUUAACAUAUCGCUCGAUCAUCACAGCCCUCACUCAAUUCUCACCAACCGCAAGCAUUUACGUCCUGGUACACAAAAUGGAUCUUGUCCUUCCGAACCAACGUGAAAACAACUUCCAUGAAAAAAUAUCAUCCGUCCGAUCCAAAUCAGAAUCUUUCAAUAUCGUACCAUUUGCAACAUCUAUUUGGGAUCAAUCACUUUAUAAAGCAUGGGCGGAAAUUAUCCAUGAUCUAGUUCCAAAUCUAGGAGAAAUAGAAAGACAUCUCUCUUCACUCGGAACUAUCAUUGAAGCUGAGGAAGUGCUCUUAUUCGAGCGUUCCUCUUUUCUUGUUGUUUCAAGUUGGACAUCGCCAGAAGGGGAAACAAAUCCUACAACGGAUCGUUUCGAGCGCCUUUCGAAUAUCAUCAAAAACUUUAAACAAAGCACUUCUCGUUAUACCGGUACACCCAAAUCCGCAGAACAGUUUAGCCUGUUUGAGUUGAAGAUGCCAAACUUUUGCAUGUUCGCUGUUAAAUUUACAACUAAUACCUAUCUGGCAGCCAUCCUUCCACCUGGAGAGGAACGAUUUAAUUGUGCUCUAGAGAAUGCGAAGAUUGCUGCGAGAGACUUCGAAGAGCUUGACAGUCCAGCGAGGAAAAGUGCUGAUAGAGGAGCAACAAUUACUGAGGCUGGGGUUAUUUAAACAGAAUAUGUGGUUCAAUUGAUAGAUAGAUGGUACCUUCAGACAUGAUGAUAUGACUUGAUGGAAAUGGGUGAUGGCAUGGCGUUGGAUUCCGGAAUACCCUUGGCGUUUUAUGUAUAAGUAUACUUGCGAGUGGGCGGCUGAAGGGCAUACUAUGUGGUCGGAUAUGAGUUUUACUUGAAGUUUUGAUGCUGAUUGUACUGUACUGUGAUACGAAGUUUACGUCCAAUCUGGCGUGAUACCAUAUUGUACAUAUUCACAUGAGGCAAUAAAUCAGGGCCAAUCAAGAGUGUCAUAAUUUCAAAAGAAUUGUUGAAGCUGAUC
Messenger RNA from Sclerotinia trifoliorum, 1828 nucleotides. NCBI's taxonomy places the organism in Eukaryota, Fungi, Ascomycota, Leotiomycetes, Helotiales, Sclerotiniaceae. The record is from the annotation of a GenBank genome assembly.